Messenger RNA from Cornus florida, 2376 nucleotides. Its product is annotated as 3-ketoacyl-CoA synthase 6-like. The record is from RefSeq and is a predicted model, not a curated record. Lineage: Eukaryota; Viridiplantae; Streptophyta; Magnoliopsida; Cornales; Cornaceae. Gene Ontology annotation, biological process: fatty acid biosynthetic process. The transcript has a single exon. Gene Ontology annotation, cellular component: membrane. Gene Ontology annotation, molecular function: acyltransferase activity, transferring groups other than amino-acyl groups. The coding region runs from base 26 to 1465 and encodes 479 amino acids.
CUGUCACUCCCUCUUUAGUCUCAAAAUGGCAAAAAUAUUGCCUGAUUUCUCAAUGUCCAUCGAGCUCAAGUAUGUCACCUUUUUGCUCAUCCCAAUCGUCAUGGUAGCCAUAACCACGGAGGUCCUCCGAUUAGGCCCCGGCGAAAUUCUCAACUUAUGGCAAUCAGUUCAUCACUUGGACUUGGUCCAAGUCCUAUGCUCUUCCUUCCUCAUCAUCUUCAUAUCCACUGUCUACUUCAUGUCCAUGCCUCGUUCCAUAUACCUGGUAGACUAUGUCUGUUACAAGCCUCCCGUCAGUCUCCAAUUCCCGCACUCAACCUUCAUGGAACACACAAGACUCAACUUCAACAACUCUAAGAGUGUCGAUUUCCAAAUUCGCAUUCUGGAGAGGUCCGGCCUCGGAGAAGAGACUGCUUUUCCUCCUGCAAUUCACCUUAUCCCUCCAAACGCUACCGUGGAAGCUUCUAGAUCCGAAGCCAACCUCGUUAUCUUCUCCAUCAUCGAUUCAUUGAUGGAGAAGACCGGGGUUAAGCCCAAAGACAUAGACAUACUCAUCAUCAACUGCACAGUCUUUUCGCCAACGCCGUCCUUGUCCUCCAUGGUGGUGAACAAGUACAAGUUGAGAAGCAAUAUAAAAACCUUUAAUCUUUCCGGCAUGGGUUGUAGUGCUGGUGUGAUAUCAAUAGACUUGGCUAGAGACCUUCUUCAAGUUCAUCCCAAUUCAAAUGCACUUAUUGUUAGUGCUGAAAUCAUCACACCCAACUAUUAUCUAGGCAAUGAGAGAGCUAUGCUUCUUCCCAAUUGUUUGUUUCGUAUGGGUGGUGCUGCCAUUCUUCUCUCCAACAAGAGACGUGACCGGAGUCGGGCCAAGUACAGGUUAGUACACAUCGUCCGGACCCACAAGGGCGCGGACGACAAGGCUUAUCGGUGCAUUUUCGUAGAGGAAGACAGUGAAGGUAAAGUAGGCAUUUCACUAUCUAAAAACCUAAGUGUAAUAGCCGGCGAAGCCUUGAAGUCAAACAUGACCACAAUCGGGGUAUUAGUCCUUCCUGCUUCAGAAAAAAUCUUAUUCCUGUUCAAUCUCAUCGGCAGGAAAGUCUUUAACACCAAGUACUGGAAGCCAUACAUCCCUAACUUCAAAAAAGCCUUUGAACACAUGUGCAUCCACGCCGGUGGACGGGCUGUCAUCGACGAGCUCGAGAAGAAGCUUCAUCUGUCCGCAGAAGACGUAGAGGCAUCAAGGAUGACCUUGCACAGGUUUGGAAACACAUCAUCAUCUUCAAUAUGGUAUGAGAUGAGCUAUGUUGAGGCCAAAGGUCGAAUGAAGAAAGGUGACAGGAUUUGGCAGGUUGGACUUGGAAGCGGUUUCAAGUGUAACAGUGCAGUUUGGAAAUGUAAUCGCACCAUUAAGAGCCCAGCUGAUAGUCCUUGGAUUGACUGCAUUCAUAGGUAUCCAGUACUGUGAAUCCCACAGAUUUUGGAGCUCUAACUUCACGGGCGGCGGCGGCGGCGGCGGUUAUUAUUAUUAUUAUUAUUAUUAUCCAGUACGUCUUUUUUUUUUUUAAAUUUGUCUUUUUAUUUUUCUUUUUCUAGCAAAACUUGUCUACUAAUAAUUUAUGCAUGCUUGUAUGCAUCCAGUAUUGAUAUAGACCGUGUCCUAUAUGUAUGUAUAUUAUUUGAGUUUCGUUUGGUAUUUCUAAUUGUUCAAGCAUGCACAUAUAAUUAUCUCCGCCUUUUGGAAGUGUGUGAGCAAGUAAAAGAUUUUAGAGCAUUGACUUAGGGCGCCAUGGCAUGAAUUUUAAUGUGGGCGCAUAAUUAAAAAAUAAUAAUAAAAAUAAAAAAGUCAGUUCAGCUUAGGACACUCCUGUUGAGAGCAGAACUUGUAUAAUGUGAUUAAAAAUUAAAAAAAAAAAUUAUAAAUCAAUCCUAAUAUAAUUUUCUUUAUAAUAUUAUUCUUAAUAGCAUCUAUAUUGAGGAAAAUACAAUCUAAAAAAAUGAAAAAAGCGUACCUAAAUAAGUAGUUAGUAGAACUGAUAUGAAAAAUCAAAAAAAAAAAAAAAAUUAUAAAUCAAUCCUAAUAUAAUUUUCUCAAUAUGCAUAAAAAUAAAAUUUUCUCUAUCAGUUCAGAUUGAUGACCCAAUGAAUUGAUCGAAGCCCAGUGCAAACUUUUUCUUUCCCUUUCUUUUAUGUUUUUUCUUUCCAUUUCUUCAUUUUUUUUUUUUUUUUUCUCUCUCUCUCCUAAAAAUAGUGUCAUUCAAGUCUAACAGUGGUAGGACGGCAAUUUCCUCCUACCCGGCAGGUUUUCGUCCCGCCGGCCCCUAAUGAAGUGGAUUUAGUGGUCCCUAAAUGGGUUUGGGAUAGAUAUGAUAAAAUAAU